GAGAAAAAGAGGGAGCAGAGAGCGAGAGCGAGAGCUUUCUCUCCAUAACUCAACCAUCGUGUCUUUCUGAUCAAAGUCAAAACCCACCCAAAAAGACCACAACGAUACACAGCACACCCUUUAUAUCCUUUCUUUCUCUCUCAACACAACUGGUUUUUCCUCUCCACAACCACUUUCCUAAGCACGCGGUAUUUUUAUUCUCUCUCUCUAUCUCUAUUUCCUCGGUGCAACAACAACAACACUGCUGCUGUCAUAGGGAUCGAGGCGGCAGUAUCCGAGUGACGAUCACAUUGAUGAGAAGCGGAAUUUGAACUGUCGAUUUCGUGUUCAAGUUUUGGAUCUGUGAGGAUGAAGUCUUGGUCAGUGGAUGAGUGGAGGGAGUACUUUGUGUCUGCGAAUUCGGAUAUUUUUGAGAUAAUUGAAAACGCUAUAAUCGUGGCGGCUACGGAUUGUCCCAAGGAGUUUAGAGUGAAGAGGGAUGCGAUUGCAGAGAGGCUGUUCUGUUCCAGGUUGACUCGCUGUGUGGGUUGUGACCGUGUGGAGUUGGCUGCGAGGGGAGUUGGUAAAGAGAGUGAUGAUGAAGGCUGUAAGAAUGGGGUAGAAAGAAAUGAGGGUGAGUUGGCAGGAGCAAGCAAAGAGAGCAAGGUCAAUGAAGGUGGAGAUGAGGAUGCAGAGAUUGAUGUGAAUGGUGUUAGCAACUACAGUUUUGGUGAGGCUGAGGCAUUAACUGANGAGAUGGAUGAAGAGACUCAGUAUAUGGGGGAGAUUUUGAGGAUNAAAGAUGUUCUGCUUAACCGUGAAGAAGAGUCUGAGUCUGUCUUAUUUGAAUCGCUAAGGAGGCUUCAGCUGAUGGAGCUAACAGUGGAUUGUCUUAAGGCAACUGAGAUUGGAAAGGCUGUCAAUCNUCUCCGAAAACGAGGAUCAAAGGAAAUUCGUCAACUUGCAAAAACUCUUAUCGAUGACUGGAAACGAAUGGUUGAUGAUUGGGUGAAGGCCACUGCUACCAAUGCUAUUGCAGCUUCAGAUGAAGGCACACCCGAUUCAGUCAAUCCAUCUGUUGUUGAUGAUGAAGAAGAAGAAGGACUUCCAUCGCCUCNUAUGGAUGAAGGGGCCUUCUUUGUUGCUCCAACUGGUUCCAUGGAACUUUCUCAGUUCUUUGAUGGCAUGGAUGAUGAUGGAAAUCCUCGACCAAGUGGUCCAUCCCACAAGAACCGUGACAAUAAUGGCAGAAAGCCAGCCAUCCCUAACAGGGAGGAUAAGAGUGAACAAGCAAAGAGAAAUGUUGCUGAUGUGCCAGUGAGGCCAAAUAAGCCAGUAAGCUCUGAUUCUGGCCCUGGCAGACCCCUCCCAUCUAAUAAUAUGCAGAGAAAAAGCAAUGUGGAGCCAAAGAUGCAGCAAAAAAUAGAGAACAAUUCAAUCACAAGGAGGCCUCCCAUUGGUCAUCUAGAUAAACCCAUGCAUUCAGAUGAUGCGGCUGUCCAAGUGAAGCUAGAAGCCACCAAGAGGAGACUUCAGGAGAGUUAUCAACAAGCUGAAAAUGCCAAGAGACAGAGAACAAUCCAAGUUAUGGAAAUAAAUGAUCUCCCGAAGAAUGUUAACUACCGAAAUCCACAUGCGAAGCCCGGUUUUCACAAUAGGAACCGGGCUAAUACUCGAAGGUAGAGAGGUAUUAUUGUAUACGGUGGACCAGGAGAUUUAGCAGAGCAUGUCCACCAAGCUGUUUGUUCUGCGGAUUGAAGAUUGGUCCCCUUGACUGUAGAGAAUGACAGCAUCCAUUGAGAAUUUGGUCUUUGCAUAGUUUUCAGAUUGAGAAGGAAGUAAACCUUAAAAGUGUUUAUUUCCCGCGCUAUAGGAGGAGGAGCUUAGGAGUUUAGGAGUUAAGGUGGUACAUAAGAGUUUUUGUUAAUCUUAGCUUAGAAGAGAGGGACCCUAACUUUGGCACCUCUACUUUUGACUUGCUUCCAUAAUGAUUGUCUAUAGAAAACUCUCGAUUGUUUCUGGACAGUUAGUUUUCUUGUCAUAUCUAAGUUAGAGUACAUACAUAUACACCAUUUCAAAGUGCUGGUCUUUAAACUCCUUCAUGUGUUUAUGGUAGCAGGUGUACAAGAAUUUUAAUAUCAAAUAACAAUUGAAUCAUUUUUUUCCAUGCCUUUUACUUUUUCAAUCUUUAUUAGCAUAAUUACUAAAAAGUUGGUCCCAGUCAAAAUGACAACUUUUUGUGUUGUUUUCUUCUUGUGUGGGUUUGGUUUGAUAGUAGAACAGAAUGGAAUAGAAUAGAAUUGAGGAGGGAAGAGAAGAGUGACCCUUGAUGAAUGUCAUUGGCCAUAGGAGAAUGGAGAAUUUGGUUUGGUCUAAACCAUUUAAAAAAUGGAUGGUAUGAAUAUGAUUAUGACCAUGACCAUGAGAAAGAAAGAGAAAGAGAGAGAGAGAACGUGCAAAAGUUGGAGGAUUUUUUUAGCUUGUCGGCUUGACUUUCUUUACUUUGUUCUUUUGUUUUUAGCAGUAACCAAUGAAUCCUCUUCCUGUUACUGUUCCUAUUCACAUUUCUGCGAUUUGCGUGUAUCACAAAUUAAACUCAAAAUCCAUGCCUCUGUUAAUUAAUGCCACACACACACACACAACAACACAUUACAAUUUCUAGCUGUCAA
Molecule: messenger RNA, 2648 nt
Organism: Vigna radiata var. radiata (mung bean)
Lineage: Eukaryota; Viridiplantae; Streptophyta; Magnoliopsida; Fabales; Fabaceae
Product: probable mediator of RNA polymerase II transcription subunit 26b
Exons: 10
Coding region: 349-1662 (437 amino acids)
Cellular component (GO): nucleus
Source: RefSeq, a predicted model, not a curated record